AUGCGAGGAAACAAAAAAUUGGGCGCCCACAGCAUGUCGCCGCAAAGGCUGUCGCCGAGCGCCGCCAGCGGGCGUGGGACUGGACGCCGACCAUUCGCCCACUGCCGUGCUCGCUUCGCCCCACACUUGCUGCGUGCCAGUGCCAUACCUGCGUAUGUCUCGCGGUUGUCCGUGCUCCUGGCCGUCGCAGCGGCCCACUAUGUUGACUGGUUGCAGGCCCGCCUGGCCACCGCUCCUGGGGCAUGCAUGCUUGCAGAGCGUGGGCCGCCUCGCCAGCAGCACAAGUGGAAACACAGAUCAGCACAAGUGGAAACACAGGAUACUGGUGUGGGUGGCAUGUGGCCUAGAAACCCGCAGCAAAUUGCUUUGGCAGCGUGCUGGCAACAAGCGGCGUGA
Molecule: messenger RNA, 396 nt
Organism: Symbiodinium natans
Lineage: Eukaryota; Dinophyceae; Suessiales; Symbiodiniaceae
Source: the annotation of a GenBank genome assembly